Messenger RNA from Protopolystoma xenopodis, 261 nucleotides. Lineage: Eukaryota; Metazoa; Platyhelminthes; Monogenea; Polystomatidea; Polystomatidae. The record is from the annotation of a GenBank genome assembly.
AAAAACGCAGAUGUUGACGCCUCUCCGUCAGACGGCGACGCCAAGGCGCGUUUCGAUCAGCUCACCUCGUCUGCCGUUAGGUCCCAUCUUCGCGAACGGAUCGCCCGUUUAACUGCAGAGAAGGCAGCCUGGCAACAUGAACUGGACUACAUGAGGCAAGAACUUCUGGAAUUCAAUGCGCACUUAAAGCACCUGAAUAAUGUGAAAAACUUGAUGCCAGAUAAGGGCACUUGCUUCUACAUAGGCCGUGAAAUCGAAUAG